Molecule: messenger RNA, 546 nt
Organism: Pelobates cultripes (western spadefoot toad)
Lineage: Eukaryota; Metazoa; Chordata; Amphibia; Anura; Pelobatidae
Source: the annotation of a GenBank genome assembly
AUGUACAUGGGCUCCAGCACUAACUCAAGCGUACGAAACCAAUCCUGGCUGCUUAAAAGUCGGACAACACGACAGCAAUGCACAGAGAGCGACCCUGGCACAUCGCAGCCGCCGACAUUAAACUUAUCGCAAGCCGACAGAGGACGACACAUGCAGAGCACAAGACCGCCCGCGGCCGCAACACGCAGCAAGAAGCCGCAAAGAGGCACAACCCCGAGACACCCGAGCGGGAAAUACCGCACAGAUGAAACUCCUAGGUGGAGGCUCACCCCAGGCCCGGGGUGCGGCGCUGCCCCCCCCCCCUUGGCCGGUGGGGGUUAUACCGGCCAUUUGGCGGUGACCCGUGACACGACAGGGGCUCCCGCGUGGAGUGUGCGUUUGCCGCCUACACUGGCAAAGGCUGUGGAAGAACCAGCAAGCCAGCAGAAGAAUACACAGACACGGAGGGGAAAAGAAAGCUCUGGAAGAGUGACAUACAGAUCCCAAACUGCUCAUUGCCAGAAAAAACAGCCCACCAAGGGCCUGGAUGAGAUAAUCGGGAACUGA